GACACCGGUGCUCAGGGAUGGAACUGGGAAAUUGCACAGGACGCGUUACCGCCGAAAGCGGAAAUGCGGAAAUUGUGCACAACCAACGACUCCGACGACACCACAGCAUUGAAGAGCCUUCACAAUGAGAGCGGUCAUACAACGGGUAACCAGCGCCAGCGUUACAGUUGGCACAGAAGUCGUAGGCAAAAUAGCAAAAGGGCUCUGCGUGUUGGUCGGGAUAACCAACGAUGACGAUGAGAAGGAUGUUGAUUGGAUGGUCAAGAAGAUAACGACGUUACGACUGUUUGAUGAUGAAGCGGGCAAAUCGUGGGCCAAGAGUGUGAAGGAUCUGGACCUGGAGGUUUUGAGUGUGUCGCAGUUCACCCUUUACGCUCUGGCGAACAAAGGGUCAAAGCCUGACUUCCACCUCGCUGCGAAAGCCGAUAUAAGCAAAGACAUGUACCACGGCUUCUUAGAAAAGCUGGGAAAAGCGCAUAAACCGGAUAAAAUACAAGAUGGACGAUUUGGAGCAAUGAUGGAUGUGCAUAUCAACAAUGAUGGGCCGGUGACCAUCAUACUGGAUUCCAAACAGAAACAAUAAGGGUCGGACCAUUGAAGUGCCGCGACUUUAGCUUUUAGACAUUAGUAGGAGCGAACGUAUGAAGGUCGGAUAUCAGACUAGAAGUUUGGGCUUGAAUGCUCG
Molecule: messenger RNA, 685 nt
Organism: Fimicolochytrium jonesii
Lineage: Eukaryota; Fungi; Chytridiomycota; Chytridiomycetes; Spizellomycetales; Powellomycetaceae
Product: CRE-PQN-68 protein
Exons: 7
Coding region: 125-583 (152 amino acids)
Biological process (GO): tRNA metabolic process
Cellular component (GO): cytoplasm
Molecular function (GO): D-tyrosyl-tRNA(Tyr) deacylase activity
Source: RefSeq, a predicted model, not a curated record